Plasmodium cynomolgi strain B is the source of this 1410-nucleotide messenger RNA. RefSeq names its product sugar transporter. The transcript has a single exon. Gene Ontology annotation, cellular component: membrane. Lineage: Eukaryota; Apicomplexa; Aconoidasida; Haemosporida; Plasmodiidae. Gene Ontology annotation, molecular function: hexose transmembrane transporter activity. The annotation marks the transcript as partial. The record is from RefSeq and is a predicted model, not a curated record. Gene Ontology annotation, biological process: monosaccharide transmembrane transport.
CCUUUCCGCAAUGUUGUACCUCACGACGGUGGUCAGCAACGCCUGCCUGGCGAUCCUGAACUGUGGGCUGUGUCUGUCAGCGACGAAUCUAGCAAGAAUGAUGCUUCUAAAAGAUUUCAAGAUAUGCCCAGAGGGGAAUAUUAAGUGCGACAAGGAGAGGUGGUACUUUGCAACUUUCUAUUUCACUCUCUACAUGAGUGCCUUCUUCGGAUGUCUCAUUUCGUUAUACUUCAGGAGUUCCAAUAGGAGAAAGGGACUGAUGGGAGUGCACUACCUCUACAUAAUUGGAAGCCUAUUAACCAUAUAUAGCUCCCCUCACAUAAUAAUAUUUUUAUUUUCUCAAGCCUUUUUUGGACUAGCCAUUGGAGGAUCUGUGGUUACUGCAUCUUGUUACAUUUUAGAAUACACACCAAAAGAUCACCAGAAAUUCUAUGGGUUCUAUAUUCAGAUAUUUUUCGCACUAGGGUUACUUAUUAGUUAUAUUUUCGGAGCCAUGUAUGCUAAUAUGCGUUUUUCCAAUCCCAAGACAACCUACUGGGUAUUGACAGUAUUGUAUAAACUGCACUUAGCGUUACCCCUACUCUUCAGUGUGAUAUCAUUACUUUUAUUUUCCUUUACAUUCACUCUAGAUACUCCAUUACAUCUAUAUGAAUCGAAAAAAUUUAAAAAAUUUGAUAAAUUAAAGACCAAAAUGAAAAUCCAAGAAUUUAACGAGAAAGAAGAAUAUCACAAAAAUCAAAAAACAAAAGAAGUGAGUUUGCUAGGAAAGGAUUUAACAAUAGUGAAUUUUUUUCAAAAUGAGUUAUUACGGAAGACUUCCUUUGUAGGCAUGCUCCUCUGCUUUCUCUACUCUCUUAAUGGAUCAUUUCUGUUUUUUAAUGCUAUAUUCUUGUUUUUUAGAGCAUUUUCUAGUACUAUGGCUAAUACGUUAGUUUCUGUUGGGUUUGUGUUGCUUUAUUUUAUUAGCUCAAUAGUCUGUACUAGGUUAAUCAGGACAUAUGAGAAAAAGGAUCUCUUAAUUACUGGGUUGGUUAUACAAGCCAUUUCAGCAGCAUGUCUAGUUGGUUCCUACUUCCUUGAAUUUACCAAUAUUGUACAUAAAAUUAUGUUAAUUGUUGCGAUAUCUUCUUAUUUUGUUGGAUUAUCCUUAGGGUUUGGACAUAUGAUAUGGACUCAUGUAUUUGAUUUAUUUCCAAAAGAAUGUAAAAUCGUAGGUGCUUUUUUUUCCUACUACUCUCUCUUUCUUGGUGCCUUCUUCAUUUCUGUUUUGCUCGAGUUCAUAAGUACUAGGUACUACUCCUACCUCUUCAUUCUUUGCCUCAUUUCCCUCUCCGUCUCCAUCGUCUCCUUCAACAAGUGCUACAAGGACGAAAGGGUGGCCAUCGCCAGGCACCCCUCCAUAGAGGACUA